AUGUUCCGUUCACAGCUGCUCCGCCAAACAGCUCGCGCUGUACGAGCUUCAACAGCGUUCCCACAACCAAUUGCCACAAGAACACUACCGGCAAUAUCUAGUCAGAGGAACAUCCACAACACCCCUUUCCUUCGACAGGAUGAGAAGAAGCCCGGGGAGGACCAUGAGGGUUCGUUCGCCCGGACUGAUCCAACCGUCGAGGUAGAGUAUCCAGCAGAGAGAGACCUCCCUUCUAGUACUCCCGUGCAGGGAAGAGGUGGCAUGCAUUUCAGACGUACGCUUCCGUCCUUCUCGCUGGAAGGCAGGGUCGGAGUUGUGACUGGAGGUGCUCGUGGAUUGGGGUUGGUAAUGAGUCAAGCUAUGGUUAUCAGUGGUGCGGAUGUGGCUAUUGUCGACUUGAACAAGGAGGAGGCAGAGAAGCAAGCAGAGCAACUGGUAGCAGCAUUUGUAAAAGAGAAUCCAGGAUCAGACAAAGUCCCCAAAGUCACAGCCCACUACGCCGACGUAUCGUCCCAAGAUUCCGUCGAAGCCGCCAUCGCCGAGAUCAUCGCUGAGCACGGAAAGAUCGACAACCUCGUCACAUCCGCCGGAUUCACAGAGAACUUCGAGGCAAUCAACUACCCCAUCGACCGCGUCCGAAAGCUCUGGGGCGUCAACGUCGACGGAACAUACCUAUUCGCGAUUGCCGUCGCGAAACACUUGAUGGAGAGAAAGGCACCAGGAAGCAUGGUCUUCAUCGGUAGCAUGUCAGGAGCUAUUGUCAACGUCCCACAACCGCAAGCGCCAUACAAUGCUGCCAAAGCGGCAGUUAGACAUUUGGCUUCGAGUUUGGCGGUUGAGUGGGCCCAUGCCAAUAUUAGAGUCAACUGCAUUUCUCCCGGAUAUAUGCUCACAGCUCUCACAAAGAAGAUCCUGGACGAUAACCCAGAUCUGAAGAAGCAAUGGACGUCUCUUAUUCCUCAGGGUAAGAUGGGUCAGCCAGAAGAUCUGAUGGGCGCCGUCACUUUCUUGUCCUCCGACGCAUCUGCAUACGUCACAGGCGCCGAUCUACGCGUCGAUGGCGGAUACACCGUCACAUAA
Cadophora gregata is the source of this 1080-nucleotide messenger RNA. RefSeq lists its product as uncharacterized. Gene Ontology annotation, molecular function: oxidoreductase activity, acting on NAD(P)H, oxygen as acceptor. NCBI's taxonomy places the organism in Eukaryota, Fungi, Ascomycota, Leotiomycetes, Helotiales, Ploettnerulaceae. The coding region runs from base 1 to 1080 and encodes 359 amino acids. The transcript has 5 exons. Gene Ontology annotation, cellular component: intracellular anatomical structure. The record is from RefSeq and is a predicted model, not a curated record.